Molecule: messenger RNA, 1173 nt
Organism: Malania oleifera
Lineage: Eukaryota; Viridiplantae; Streptophyta; Magnoliopsida; Santalales; Ximeniaceae
Exons: 6
Coding region: 153-800 (215 amino acids)
Source: RefSeq, a predicted model, not a curated record
GAGACCGAUGGAUUUUUCGUGCUUUAGCCUUUAUGCCUUCCAACUUUUACCCUGUUGUGCAACUCUCAUUUUCUUCUCUCCAGUUUUCCUAACCCUAACGAGUCGUUCUUGUCAUUCCGCGUCUUUGGAAGCCCAGAGCCAACGUGACGACAAUGGUGUUCUACUUCAAAGCCCGACCAGACGCUGGCGACUACACCAUCUUCAUGGGUCUCGACAAGUUCGAGAACGAGGAGCUUAUCAAGUACGGUUUCCCGGAAGACAUUUGGUUCCACGUGGACAAGAUGUCUUCAGCCCAUGUGUAUUUAAGACUGCACAAAGGUCAGACGAUUGAUGAUAUACCGGAAGGCUUACUGGAGGAUUGUGCUCAGCUUGUUAAAGCAAAUUCCAUUCAAGGCAACAAGGUGAAUAAUGUUGAUGUAGUUUAUACUCCCUGGCACAAUUUGAAGAAAACUGCUUCCAUGGAUGUUGGCCAAGUCGGUUUUUACAGUCCAAAGAUGGUCCGCACAGUCAAAGUGGAGAAGCGGAUUAAUGAAAUAGUUAAUAGAUUGAAUAGGACAAAAGUGGAAAGAAAACCAGAUUUGAAAGCUGAGCGGGAAGCAGUUAAUGCUGCAGAAAGAGCAGAGAGAAAACUUCAGCUCAGAGAUAAAAAACGACGGGAGGAAAUGGAAAGGCUUGAAAAGGAGAGACAGGCAGAGAUUCGGAGCUAUAAGGGUUUGAUGGUUUCUGAAAAUAUGACCUCUAACAAACAGAUUGCUGCAACAAGCAAGUCAUUGCAAGAAUUGGAGGAAGACUUCAUGUAAACACUCUAUUCAACUGUUCAGCUUGAAGCAUUUUGCUGUCAUAUGUUUCCAACUAGUUGCGGAAAUGGAGACCCCAAAAUAGGGUCUCUAUGCUCUCUUAUCAUUCCGGGCGAAAAUUUUAAACCAUCUUAUUCCCGUGUCAAUAAGAGGAAAAGAGGAUUGCAGCAUGAAGGGUACUUUACCUUAUAUCUGUGUAUUGCACUGAAUUAUCAUGUACUUCUGUUCUCUCUUUUUUAUUUUUCUUUCUUUUUAUUUUCCUACAAUGAUAUACUUCAUUUUAAAGCAUCAUUGGUGGUUAUCUGAUAAUGUAAUGUGUUUGUGGGUGGACACUGAAGCAAACUAAUGUUAAUAAAUUGGGUAUGUUCAUUCGUCA